Molecule: messenger RNA, 1011 nt
Organism: Bradysia coprophila
Lineage: Eukaryota; Metazoa; Arthropoda; Insecta; Diptera; Sciaridae
Product: very long chain fatty acid elongase AAEL008004-like
Biological process (GO): sphingolipid biosynthetic process; fatty acid elongation, monounsaturated fatty acid; fatty acid elongation, saturated fatty acid
Cellular component (GO): endoplasmic reticulum membrane
Molecular function (GO): fatty acid elongase activity
Source: RefSeq, a predicted model, not a curated record
ACACUAUACUUACCAAACGGAAACGAAUUUCAUAUACCCGCAAAGAUACUAAUGCAGUUCGAAUUGAGAGUCAAGGUGCGAGUAUACAAUAUUUGCUUUUCAUUGAUCAUAUUCGAGUAGCGUGAGGUUCAGUUGGAACGAGAUCGUCUUAAAGUGCGAACACGUAUUGUGGAAAAGUUCGUUGUCGUUUUUUCUGUGAUUUUUUUUUGGUGAAAAAUGGAAACCGAAACUGUGUUCGAUCGGAUUCACAGCAAUAUUGAAUCAACCCUUCGUUAUGUGCCAGAAACUGUAUCACCAUUUUCGAUGAUAGUUAUGCUAAUCGGUUAUCUGUAUUGCGUCCUGAAACAAGGUCCCAAAUUCAUGAAGAACAGAAAGGCCUACGAUUUACGGAGUGUCAUUCUAGUGUAUAAUUUUCUACAAAUUGUAGCAAAUACCAUGCUUGUUGUUACGGGAGCAUUUAUGAUGUGGUACGCCCAAGACAGUUACGUUUGCUUGAAACGUAACCCGUUGUACCUGAAGAUGGCCGUUCUGUACUAUACGCUUAAGUGCUGUGACCUGAUCGAGACCAUAAUUUUUGUGCUGCGAAAGAAGGCCAAUCAAGUGUCCAUGCUGCACGUAUACCAUCAUUUGAUGGUAAUCAUUGGCACGUACAUUGAAUUGGUAUUUAGUCCUAGCGGUCACAAUAUGUUGCCUGGCCUGAUGAACUGUUGCGUUCAUGCUGUUAUGUAUUCGUACUACUUUAUGAGCGCUUACGAUCCUGAUUUAAUGAAACUGGAAUCGUUCAAACGAUGGAAAAAGACGGUGACGCAAAUACAAUUAGUACAAUUUGCCGUCGCAAUGGUUCAUUAUAUUUGGCCUCUGGUUUUCGGACAUUGUAACAUGCCACCAGUGUUCAGUUUGUUUUGUAUUUCACAAGACAUUGUGAUGAUAUAUCUGUUUGGUAGAUUUUAUGUGAAAACAUAUGUUCAUAAUGAUAAAACUAAAUAAAUUUUUGGAGAUAGAUGAUUAUGU